AUGAUCUUGCUGUUAGCUAUUUGCUACAUUGUGUACAGCAGGAUACAUCAAGCUCGUCAGGAUCACGAUCUUGAGAAUCAGGAGGAUGGGCAAUCGAGUCCGUCGAGCUACACCAUCAAUACCUCCAACUCGCCGUCAACCGAAUACGUAUCCCCCAACAUGCGUUUUGCACCGGCGAAGGACUUCCGUAACAAUCGGAAUCGGCCAUUCUGGGCCUCUUCGACCACCAUCCUACCCGCAAAUGCGGCGGACGAGGAGAGACUGCUGGACUAUAGCAGUGAGCAGCAGUACAUAGCUGAGAAAGACAAGGAACGGAAACUUGGUACAAGCCGCGGGGGUAAUCUUGAGAAGACAAACAACAUCAAGAUCAUCAUCACGGAGCCGGAGCCGGUAGCUUCGCGACAUGGCAUGUCCCUCGAAUUCGACCCCCUCAGAUCCCAUCCGGUCGAGUUGGGUCGAGGUACCACCAUCAAGCAAUCAGGAACUCUCCGAAACCUGACUGCGAUCCCCAGAAGCGUAGAGUCUGACAAGACUGCGUCAAAUCGAAACCACUCAGUCGGUUCGGGCUCAAGAACACCAGGGCCCAGUUCGGCCUCUAGAUCCUCUCGGCAUCAUCAUUUGCGGAAAUCGAGAAGGCCAACCAUCAGCAGCGUCGGCGGCAGGCAGGACUUGCGAGCUUCCAUCCGUCGCGCCGCUAUCAGAUCUGCCCUCUCUGCUUCGAGGGCCAUCACCACCCAGGCUCCUGCUGCCUCCUUCUCCGCCAGCGUUGCCCGCACUGCUCUUGUCUCCAGCAGAAUCCAGGCUAUCCGCUUCUUCUCUCAGUCCCCCCGUGUCCUCAACACCGAGGAGACUACCCAGACCGAGCAGACCGAGCAGACCGAGACCGAGACUGCCCCCGCUGCUACCGAGGAGGCUGCCGUCAAGCAGAACUCCAGUCCCGCCCACACCGCUUUCGUCCGCAACAUCGUCUUCGAUGCUACUGAGGAGCACCUCAAGGGCGCUUUCGAGAAGUUCGGCGAUGUCACCGACGUUUUCCUCGCCAAGGAUGCCCGCGGUUUGAGCAAGGGUUACGGUUUCGUUACCUUUGCCACCAAGGAGGCCCUCGAGGAGGCCUGCUCCCAGGUCGACGGCUCUUUCUGGCACGGUCGCCGCAUUAGCACCACCGAUGCCGAGCUGAACAACAUCUUUAUCGGCAUUGACGGUCUCAAGGACGUCCGCGUCGCCGUUGACCGUGCUACCGGCUGGCCUCGUGGCUUUGCCCAUGCCGACUUCGUCGAUGUCGAGGCUGCCGUUAACGCCUUGGAGAAGCUCCAGGGUGUCCAGCUCGGUGAGCGUACCGUCAAGCUCGACUAUGCCCAGCCCUCCACUCCUCGCCAGCCCCGUGAGAACAACGGCGAGCGCCGCGAGUAUAACCGUGACGGCGGUAACCGCAGCUACAACCGUGAGGGCGGCAACCGCAGCUACGGUAACCGUGACGGUGGUAACCGCAGCUUCAACCGCGAGGGUGGCAACCGCAGCUACGGCAACCGUGAGGGUGGUCAGCGCAGCUACAACCGCGAGGGCGGCAACCGCAACUACAACCGUCGUGACCAGGGCGAGUCCACUGAGUUCUAA
Sordaria macrospora k-hell is the source of this 1614-nucleotide messenger RNA. The record is from RefSeq and is a predicted model, not a curated record. Lineage: Eukaryota; Fungi; Ascomycota; Sordariomycetes; Sordariales; Sordariaceae.